AUUCGGUCCUCCUUGAGACUCGCUGUGCUGGAAGUAGUCAUUACUGCUAGCGAUUUGCUAGCCAGGACGGUCACCAGCUAGGUUUCACUGCACUGUAGUCCGCAACCCUUAUCCUGCUCUACCCCUCCUUAUAGCACAUAUACAAGCACGCAACACCAAGCCUCAGCAUGUAUCAUUUCAACCACUCAGCAUCCGGUCCCCCUACUCCCGUCCAAGCGCCUUCUCCCGUUCAAACAAUUAACACGCCUCCGCUCCCUCCCGGAUGGAUCGCCCAAUUCGACCAGAGCAGCCAACGCUGGUUCUUCGUUCAGACAGCCACAGGCCUUACACAAUGGGAACCCCCUAUGUUCGCACCACCACCAGGGCCGCCGCCGCCGCAGACAUACGGCGCUUAUCCCCCGCCUCCAGUUCCUGCGCCAUACUACGAGGGCCAGAGAGGCUUCGAUCCCAAUGCGCCAGAGGCAAGCCCGCAAGAGGUUCAACUUACAGGACCGCAAGUCCCACAAACUGAAACCCCCGAUCCAGGGCCACAGUCAGCUAGUAGCAAGAUGGGUGUAUUCCUAAAAGAAAGCCUGAACACCGGCCUCGUCAAAAGCAAGCUGGUCCUCGAGCACUCCCUCGGCCUCGGCCACCGCCCCAACGCCAUCCCCCCCGGCGACGCCUCCAUCGACGAAGAACCCCGCCUCGUCGAGAUCGGCUGGCACCCCGUCGGCGGCUUCGGCGGCAAGUGGUUCGCCGAGAAGACCGGCUUGGGCAAGAAGAUCACGGAGAAGAUCAACAAGUACCCAGACCCAACGCAGCACUGGGCGGUGUUGGUGGACGAGUAUGCGCAUGAGCUUUGGAUGGACGAACACCUCGACGUCAUCUACAUCAACGAGAAAAUAAACCGCGCUGAGUGGCACACCUUCUCCGUCGGCAAGACGCGCUUCAACGACGAAGCCCUGCGCCAAGCCGGCGAAAUGGUCAUCCACAACAUGCGCGCCGUGCGCCCGGCCUACAACAUCAUCAGCAACAACUGCCAGAACUUCGCCGUCGCGCUGCUCGACGCCAUCCAAGUCGGCGCGCACAAGGAGUUUGCCACCAGCUUCGCCGUCUACCAGCGGGCGACCGGCAAGGGCAAGAUCAUCGACUUAUUCGUGGAUAAGCACCCCGACGAGCAGACGGACCAGCAGCGGCCCGAGCUGCAUCGCAUGGAUACGGUGCAGACGGCCGCGCAGGUCAUGGAGGCGCAGACGACCAAGCUGGAUAAUCAUCGGAGGGUGUUUGGGUAA
Mytilinidion resinicola is the source of this 1271-nucleotide messenger RNA. RefSeq lists its product as uncharacterized. The transcript is spliced from 4 exons. Bases 168 to 1271 code for a protein of 367 amino acids. Gene Ontology annotation, molecular function: protein binding. NCBI's taxonomy places the organism in Eukaryota, Fungi, Ascomycota, Dothideomycetes, Mytilinidiales, Mytilinidiaceae. The record is from RefSeq and is a predicted model, not a curated record.